GGUGCGCCUCCGCUCAGUUGAUCGAAGAAAGUCAAAAAGUAUCAUCGACACAGAAGAGUUCAUUCACACAGCUGGACUUCAACACAAACACACAGACAUGUCAGAUUUCAAUGACUCUUUGAACGAUGUCUCUAGUGACAGCUUCUGGGAGGUGGGGAACUAUAAGCGUACAGUGAAGCGCGUGGAUGAUGGGAACAGGUUGUGUAAUGACCUGAUGAACUGCAUACACGAGCGUGCGCGCAUUGAGAAGAGUUACGCGCAGCAGCUCACUGAGUGGUCCAAACGCUGGAGACAACUCAUUGAGAAAGGUCCCCAGUAUGGGACAGUGGAACGGGCGUGGUGCGCUUUGAUGACCGAAGCCGAGAAAGUGAGUGACCUACAUAUGGAGGUGAAAGCUGCUCUGAUGGGUGAAGACUUUGAGAAGGUGAAGAACUGGCAGAAGGAUGCCUUUCACAAACAGAUGAUCGGCGGAUUCAAGGAGACCAAAGAGGCAGAUGAUGGUUUCCGCAAAGCCCAGAAACCCUGGGCCAAAAAACUCAAAGAGGUGGAUGCGAUGAAGAAAGUGUUCCACGCUGCCUGUAAGGAGGAGAAAUCUGCCACCAGUCGAGAGAGUACAAGCAAACUUGAGAACAACAACCCAGAUGUGCAGAAGAAACUGCAGGAGAAAGUGGAGAAAUGCCAACAAGAAGUCCAGAAGACCAAGGAGCGCUAUGAGAAGUCUCUGGAGGAGCUGGAUAAACUGACCCCUCAGUACAUGGAGAACAUGGAGCAGGUGUUUGAACAGUGGCAGCAGUUUGAGGACAAGCGACUGCACUUCUUCAAAGAGCUGCUGUUGAACGUCAAACAACAUCUUGACCUCUCCACCAAUCACAAGUACAAGACUGUGUAUAACACACUAGAAGAUACCAUUCAAGGAUCUGACGCAGAGGAAGACCUCAAGUGGUUCCGUUCAAACCACGGCCCGGGAAUGUUUAUGAACUGGCCUCAGUUUGAGGAAUGGUCCAUGGACUUGAAUCGAACGCUCAGUCGACGAGAAACAAAAAGGAAACACACUGAUGAUGUGACACUGACGGGAAUCAGUCAAACUGGAGAUCAAGUCUCAAAAACUAGCAGCAGCUUGACUGUGCCUGCUAGCACAGAACCAGCGUGUUUAAACCCGUUUGACGACGACGACGAUGAUGAAGAUGAAGAUGCAGCAGUUCAUCCGCCCCAGAGCAGCCCACACAAUAUCACAACAGAGCAAGUGAUUGCCAAAACGUUGGUGGACUCAAACGCCAGUAAUCUAGAGAAGACGGCCGAUUGUUCAGAUGAGGAAAUGAGCUCUAAUGCUAAUGGCAAUCCGUUUGAUGAGGAGCCGUCUUCUCCUGAGGUGUCCAGUCCCGUCCGAGCUUUAUAUGACUAUGAGGGGCAGGAGCAGGACGAGCUGAGCUUCAAAGCAGGAGAGGUGUUCACUAAGAUCGGCGAGGAGGACGAGCAGGGCUGGUGUAAAGGACGUCUUUCAGACGGGACGAUCGGACUCUAUCCUGCUAAUUAUGUAGAAGAUAGUCAGUGAGCGCGUCCGACGACAAGAUGAUUGUGUUUUACGCUAGUAGAGAUUCUUAUUGUCCUCCACACUUAUCCUGAAUGCUUGUGUGACACUGUAAAUCACCCCUGUACACUGAUCUGACAGCACUUACACAACACACACGCUACAACCACGAUUCAACUGUCCAUAAUCUCAUUUUACACUGUAUUCAAAUAUAUUCUGUUCGAAUAAAUCACAGUAGAACACAGGUGAUCGUCUAGGUUUAAUUCACUGGGUUCUUUGAGGUGUUCAUUCAUAGUCACAUUUAUCUGCCAUAUGGAGAAACAAGCGUUCCUCUGUUGCCAAAUAAUCCACUGAUACACACAGUGCUCAGGGUUCAAAUCAACAUGUCUGGAUCGUAUGCUGAACAGACUUUUUUAAAGAUAUUUUUAGGAAUGCCUUUUUGUUUUUUAUGAUUUAAGUAUAAAAUCAAUUCAAUCUCAAUUAGAAAAGAUGCUUCUAUAUUACCCCAGUGUGGACAUGGACUUUCUGUCCUCCAGACGACUUCUUCAGCCAUUCAAACUGCAUUGUGGAUCAUUUCUCUGUUCUUUCAUUUGUUUCAGGGGUUUUGGCUGUAUCUUCACCAGCACUGGACAGUAUGCUGUAGUUCAAUGCUAGCAUCAUAUAUAUAUAUAUUGAAUUUCACAAUAGAGAAGUGUUAGAACUGGAUGGAGUAGUGGGGAACAAGCAUUUAAAGGAAAUGGAUGUUCUGAAUUCUUCUUUUAAUAUGGAGGACUGUUAUUAAAUAUGCCUCAAGUGCUUUGACAUUUUCUCUAAUGCUGUGAUUCGCAAUUGGAAUGUAUAUGAAUUGAGCGCUAAGCUAUACGAAUGUUAUGAAUUCAUUGUUUUACAGUUUAAUGUAUACAUUUGACUUCCCAAUGCCACCAAACCUCUCAGGUGGUCUUUACAUUGAGCUAUAAAGCCAGGCAAAGUCUGUGCGGUGUGUGCGCGCAUGUGUGUGUGUGUUGCAGUAUUCUCACAUGGAUAUUUCAUCUAUGAGCAGUGCUAGAAUGAAAUAGACAAAUUUAAUUUGAAUGAAUGAAUGAAUUGAUAUUGUUGUACAAAUGUGGUGACAUGUUUGGUUUGCAAUAUUCAGUUACACAGUUUGGAGUUUAUUUCAUUUUGUAUAUUGUCAAGCUGGUAAUAAAUAAAC
Molecule: messenger RNA, 2717 nt
Organism: Xyrauchen texanus (razorback sucker)
Lineage: Eukaryota; Metazoa; Chordata; Actinopteri; Cypriniformes; Catostomidae
Gene: pacsin2
Product: protein kinase C and casein kinase substrate in neurons 2
Exons: 11
Coding region: 98-1552 (484 amino acids)
Biological process (GO): cytoskeleton organization; plasma membrane tubulation; regulation of endocytosis
Cellular component (GO): plasma membrane; endosome; cytoplasm
Molecular function (GO): phospholipid binding; protein binding
Source: RefSeq, a predicted model, not a curated record